ACCUGGGACCGCUCCGAGGGCUUCAAGAAGCAGCUGGACGCCCCUGCGGCCCCCCCCGGCAUGGACGGCCCCGGGGAGGCCGGGGCUCCCCCGGACCCAGCCCAAACCCCCCCGGGAGAGAUGCUGGCCAAGGCCCGGGAACUCUUCCAGCUGUGCGACAAGGAGGCCAGGGGCUUCAUCACCAAACUGGACAUGCAGAGGCUGCAGGGCGAACUGCCUCUGAGCCCGGACCAGCUGGAGUCCGUCUUCCACAGCCUGGACCGUGCCGGCCUCGGCUACCUCACCCCCGACGACUUCGGCUUGGGCCUCGGGAAAUUUGUGGGGAUGGAGCUGUCCCAGGGGGCCUCGGGGAGCCCCCAACUGCGGCAGGGAGAGGAGGAGACCUUUGAGUCCGGCUGGUCAGAGGAGCUGGAGCAGGAGGAGGAGGAGGAAGAGGAGGAGGAAGAAGAGAAGAAGGAGAGGAAGCGGUUCUCCGCUACGAUGGAACAGCUUGGGGCCACCGGGGUGUUGGAAAAGCAGCAGGAAGUCCGAUCCCUGUGGAUGCGGCUGCGGAGGGAGAAGCCGGAACUGCUGGCCCGCUUCGAGGAGGUUCUGCUCUUCGUGUCGGCCCACCUGCGGGAGCUGAGCCACGACAGGGACUCCAUGGAGCAGGCUCUCAGGAGACGGGAGAGCGACCACGAGCGGGAGGUGCAGUGUCUCUACGAGGAGAUGGAACAGCAGAUCCGGGCCGAGCGGGACCGCUUCCAGAACCAGGAUGCUUCCCAUCAGGAUCGCAGCGCCGCUCUGCAGAGGGUGUUGCACAGCAAGGAGCAGGAGCUGGAGACCCUAGGCCAGCAGCAGGGGAAGCUGGAGCAGGAGCUGCGGGAGCUGAGCCGGAGGCAGGCGGCGGCCCAGGUGGACAACGCCCGGCUGCAGCGCCAGAACCAGGAGCUCCGGGCCGAACUGGAGCGGAACCGGGCCGAACUGGACCAGAACCGGGACCAACUGGACGCCACCCGGGACCAGCUCCGCAGCCUGCAGCAGGAGGCCCGGCUGGAGAAUGAACAGAGGCACAGAGACGUGGUCAUGGUCUCGAAGAACAUGCAGAAGGAGAGACAGAGCCUCCUGCGCCAACUGGAGCUGCUCAGAGAGCUGAAUAAGACGCUCAGAGACGAACAGGACGUCUUCGAGACGAAGAGACUGAUGAAUCUCCGGAAGAGAGGCCUGGCACCCCAAUUCCGACCGGCGCCGUGCUGCUGCUGCUGCCACCAGGACCCCAACCUCCUCGCCGGCGGGCACUGACCUCCCUCCCGGCACCAGGCCGGGCCCUGGGCACACUGGCACACGGCCCCGGGCCCCGUCGUGAUGCCCAGGGGCGAGGGGUGGGUGACGCUGCUGCUACCGGAGGUCAUCAUCAAUCGUAUUUAUUUAUUGAGCGCUCACUAUGUGCAGAGCACUGUACUAAGCGCUUG
Tachyglossus aculeatus (Australian echidna) is the source of this 1451-nucleotide messenger RNA. It is a transcript of the gene CRACR2B, whose product is annotated as calcium release activated channel regulator 2B. Gene Ontology annotation, molecular function: calcium ion binding. The record is from RefSeq and is a predicted model, not a curated record. Bases 61 to 1281 code for a protein of 406 amino acids. The transcript is spliced from 10 exons. NCBI's taxonomy places the organism in Eukaryota, Metazoa, Chordata, Mammalia, Monotremata, Tachyglossidae.